This is a messenger RNA of Athene cunicularia (burrowing owl), 5305 nucleotides long. It is a transcript of the gene PTPRM, whose product is annotated as protein tyrosine phosphatase, receptor type M. NCBI's taxonomy places the organism in Eukaryota, Metazoa, Chordata, Aves, Strigiformes, Strigidae. Gene Ontology annotation, cellular component: membrane. Gene Ontology annotation, molecular function: protein tyrosine phosphatase activity; protein binding. Gene Ontology annotation, biological process: protein dephosphorylation. The record is from RefSeq and is a predicted model, not a curated record. The transcript has 37 exons. Bases 29 to 4462 code for a protein of 1477 amino acids.
UUCUGCUGGGAAGCUGUGUUGAGCACAGAUGUUCACAGGAUGCUGUACUUUCGAUGAGCCUCUCAGUUCCUGUGGCUAUAGUCAGUCAGAUGAUGAUGAUCUUAACUGGGAUCAGGUGAACGCACCAAUAAAGCCCUCCUCAAGUCAAGGGAUGCCAUCUGGUUCCUUCAUGUUGGUGAAUACAUCUGGGAGAUUUGCAGGACAGAAAGCUCACCUCCUGCUGCCCCAUCUGAAAGAAAAUGAUACACAUUGUAUUGAUUUCCACUAUUACGUUUCAAGCAAGAGUGGAUCUAGCCCUGGCACUUUGAAUAUAUAUGUGAAAGUUAAUGAUGGUCCUAUUGGUAACCCGAUCUGGAACACAUCUAUCACUGCUACUUGGAACAGAGCAGAACUGGCAAUUAGCACGUUCUGGCCCAAUUUUUAUCAGGUUGUUUUUGAAGUGGUCACUUCAGGUCAUCCAGGAUAUGUGGCUAUUGAUGAAGUGAAAGUUUUAGGACAUCCAUGUACAAAAACUCCCCAUUUCUUGCGUCUUCAGAGCGUGGAAGUCAACGCAGGACAGUUUGCUACUUUUCAAUGCACUGCCAAUGGUGGAACAGACUCAGGUGACAGACUCUGGUUACAGGGUAUUUAUGUAAGAGAUGCACCUUUGAAGGACAUUAAAGUGUUCAACUUUCGCAGAUUUGUAGCUCUUUUUAGUGUGGUAAAUGCCACGAAGCGGGACGCUGGCAACUACCGCUGCAUGAUUCGUACAGAAGGAGGAGUUGGUGUAUCAAACUAUGCAGAACUGAUAGUCAAAGAGCCACCAGUUCCCAUUGCUCCUCCUCAGCUGUCCUCAGUUGGUGCAACUUACCUGUGGAUACAGUUGAAUGCCAAUUCCAUCAAUGGGGAUGGACCUAUUAUUCAAAGGGAAGUUGAGUAUCGAACUUCAAGUGGAAGCUGGUAUGACAUACAACCUGUGGACUCCACAAGCUAUAAGAUUGGCCACCUGGAUCCUGACACAGAAUACGAAAUCAGUGUAUUACUUACAAGACCAGGUGAAGGAGGAACCGGAUCUCCUGGCCCAGCUCUCAAAACAAGAACAAAAUGUGCUGUUUACCAGCUGAGUUAUAUUUCUGUAGUAGAAGAAAUGGAUCCUGAAAAUGCUCAGUGCUUGCACAGUACCCUUAGACAUAAGACAACUUUUGAAGAUUCAUUUCUUGGAAUACAGUCAUCCUACAAACUUGAAGAGCCAUCUCUUUCUGAGAUACGUAUGUUCCUGAACAAUGAACACGGCAAGAAGUUUCUUAUUUUUCUAGCAACAGCAGUUCCAAUUACAAUGAUCCGCCAUUACGAAAUGAUUGAUCGUAUCUUCAAUGUAGUUGCUCGCAGCCACGCAAACUUGACUGACACUAUAGCUUAUGAUAUACCUGUCUUCAGGCCUCGUAUCACGCUUCUAUGCAACGUGGCUCAUCUUUCCAAGCUAGCCAUUCUAGUUCAGUCUGUUGAAACUAUACCUUGUUAUUUCAUCCCGAGUGCUGUGCCACUUGAAUCCAUUCAAGGGAGUACCUUUGAAGAGAAGAUUUUUCUUCAAUGGAGAGAGCCAGCGCAAACAUAUGGUGUGAUUACUUUGUAUGAGAUCACCUACAAAGCAGUCAGUUCCUUUGACCCAGAAAUAGAUUUAUCCAAUCAAAGCGGACGAGUCUCAAAGCUAGGAAAUGAAACACACUAUCUCUUUUUUGGACUGUAUCCUGGAACUACCUACUCCUUUACCAUCAGAGCCAGCACAGCUAAAGGCUUUGGACCUCCAAUCACAAAUCAGUUCACCACUAAAAUAUCAGCACCGUCUAUGCCACCGUAUGAACUUGAAACACCUUUGAAUCAAACUGACAGCACUGUGACAGUCUUGCUGAAACCUGCACAGAGCAGAGGUGCUCCUGUCAGUGUCUAUCAAAUAGUUGUUGAAGAAGAACGCCCACGGAGGACCAAAAAGACAACUGAAAUCCUGAAGUGCUACCCAGUGCCCAUUCAUUUCCAGAAUGCCUCACUUUUGAAUUCCCAGUACUACUUUGCUGCAGAGUUUCCAGCCAGUGGUUUACAAGCUGCUCAGCCUUUUACUAUUGGUGAUAACAAAACCUACAGUGGUUUCUGGAACACUCCUCUUCUUCCUCAUAAGAGCUACAGCAUCUAUUUUCAAGCUGCUAGCAGAGCCAAUGGGGAAACCAAAAUCGACUGCGUCAGGGUAGCCACAAAAGGGGCUGCCACUCGAAAACCAGACCCAGAGCCUGAGAAGCAGACCGACCAUACUGUUAAAAUUGCUGGAGUCAUUGCAGGCAUCUUGCUGUUCGUCAUUAUAUUUCUGGGGGUCGUACUGGUAAUGAAGAAAAGAAAAUUGGCUAAAAAACGGAAAGAGACAUUGAGUAGUACGCGGCAGGAAAUGACAGUGAUGGUGAAUUCGAUGGAUAAAAGCUACACUGAGCAAGGCACCAACUGUGACGAAGCUUUCUCUUUCAUGGACACGCACAAUCUAAAUGGGAGAUCUGUAUCUUCACCAUCUUCAUUUACAAUGAAAACUAACACAUUGAGCACAACAGUGCCUAAUUCUUAUUACCCAGAUCCAUUUGUGCCAACUGCAAUUUUAGUGCCAAUCAAUGAUGAAACCCAUACGAUGGUCAGUGACACAAGCAGCCUGGUCCAAUCACAUACCUACAAGAAGCGAGAUCCAGUGGAUGUGCCCUACCAGACCGGACAGCUUCAUCCAGCCAUCCGUGUAGCUGACUUGCUACAGCACAUCACCCAAAUGAAGUGUGCAGAAGGCUAUGGAUUCAAAGAGGAGUAUGAAAGUUUCUUUGAAGGACAGUCUGCACCAUGGGAUUCAGCUAAGAAAGAUGAGAACAGAAUGAAAAAUAGAUAUGGGAAUAUCAUUGCAUAUGAUCAUUCUCGAGUGAGAUUGCAGCCCAUUGAAGGAGAAACAAGUUCUGAUUACAUCAAUGGAAAUUAUAUUGAUGGCUAUCAUAGACCAAAUCACUACAUUGCUACACAAGGACCAAUGCAGGAGACAAUAUAUGACUUUUGGAGAAUGGUAUGGCAUGAAAACACAGCCAGCAUAAUCAUGGUUACUAAUCUCGUAGAAGUGGGAAGGGUCAAAUGCUGCAAAUACUGGCCAGAUGACACAGAGAUAUAUAAAGACAUUAAAGUUACUCUGAUAGAAACAGAGCUCCUGGCUGAAUAUGUGAUUCGAACAUUUGCAGUUGAAAAGAGAGGUGCUCAUGAGAUUCGAGAAAUCCGGCAGUUCCACUUCACUGGCUGGCCAGACCACGGUGUACCAUACCAUGCGACAGGCCUGCUGGGAUUUGUGCGGCAGGUCAAAUCCAAGAGCCCGCCAAAUGCUGGCCCUCUGGUUGUUCACUGCAGUGCUGGUGCUGGCAGAACUGGAUGCUUCAUUGUUAUUGACAUCAUGCUAGAUAUGGCAGAAAGGGAAGGUGUUGUAGACAUAUACAAUUGCGUGAGAGAGCUUCGAUCUCGGAGAGUUAACAUGGUGCAGACUGAGGAACAGUAUGUAUUCAUCCAUGAUGCUAUCCUGGAAGCCUGUCUUUGUGGGGACACAUCUAUUCCAGCUUCUCAAGUUAGGUCUGUUUACUAUGAAAUGAAUAAACUGGAUCCUCAGACUAACUCCAGCCAGAUCAAAGAAGAAUUCAGGACUUUAAAUAUGGUGACUCCAACACUGCGUGUAGAAGACUGCAGCAUAGCACUUUUACCACGAAAUCAUGAAAAGAAUCGCUGUAUGGAUGUUCUGCCUCCAGACAGAUGCCUGCCUUUCCUCAUAACAAUAGAUGGGGAGAGCAGUAACUACAUUAAUGCUGCACUGAUGGAUAGCUACAAGCAACCAUCAGCUUUUAUAGUUACACAGCAUCCCUUACCAAAUACUGUCAAAGAUUUCUGGAGACUGGUCCUAGAUUAUCACUGCACUUCAAUAGUUAUGCUGAACGAUGUGGAUCCUGCACAACUGUGCCCUCAGUACUGGCCAGAAAAUGGAGUACACCGACACGGUCCUAUUCAGGUGGAGUUUGUAUCAGCUGAUUUAGAAGAAGACAUAAUCAGCCGGAUAUUCCGAAUUUAUAAUGCAGCCAGACCCCAAGAUGGCUAUCGGAUGGUGCAGCAGUUCCAGUUCCUGGGAUGGCCCAUGUACAGAGACACUCCAGUUUCUAAACGCUCCUUCUUGAAGCUUAUCCGCCAGGUGGAGAAGUGGCAGGAAGAAUACAAUGGGGGAGAGGGACGCACAGUUGUACAUUGCUUGAAUGGAGGUGGCCGCAGUGGGACAUUUUGUGCAAUCAGUAUUGUUUGUGAAAUGCUUCGACAUCAGAGGGCUGUUGACGUAUUCCAUGCUGUGAAGACGCUGAGGAAUAAUAAGCCUAACAUGGUGGACCUUCUGGAUCAAUACAAAUUCUGCUAUGAAGUGGCUUUGGAAUACUUGAAUUCUGGCUGAUUGCAUAAACAGCACAGACAAAGUUCCUUCUUUCACCACCACAAACAAAGCAAGUCGCUUCAUAAUAUCUGUGUAAAUGAGAUGAAGACUUCUCAGUGUUGUGCUUAUACUGCUUUGUAUAAUUGGCUCUUUUUAAGAGCCCAAAAAGAUGUUUAUAAACUGCUUGCACUGCCCGUUUUCCACUAUAAUGCCGCUGCUUGACACCCAUGUGAACAUUCACCAAACCACAUGGCCGUUGUUGAACACUGUAUUCAUACAUAGCCAUUGAUGUGGUGAAGCAGCAUAGUCCUUUGGUAAAUAAGAGAGCACAAUUAUAUUCUUAUGAAGGAAUUUGUACUUUUCUGUUACAUUUUGUUGCCUGUGAUUCUCAGUUAUUGUCACAGCCUAGUGUACAUUUCUGUUCUGUGGAGAAUGCUGUCUGGCAUUUUAGUAAUAUAUGAUUUUAGUUGUAUUUGUAUUCUAACACAUGCAUAAUAAAUGAAUCAUAUGUAGCUUAUCUGAACUAAUGAAAGGACAUGUACUAAAUCAUGUUAACUUUGUUGAGUUGUAAUUUCUAUCCACUUUGUACCAUUGCAGAGAGAGAAUCUUGAUAGAAGUACAGUUAGAAAAUGCAAAAUACAGGAUGCUCAGAUUAAUAUAUCCAAAGCUUUUUCAUUUGUUUAUAUUGUAAAUAUUUUUUGAUUUCAUCAAAUUAUUUAUUCAUUAAAAUGAAUUUUUUUGUGAAGCACAGUGAGUGACAAUCAUUUUUAUUAAGCCCUGGAAAUGCUUACUGUAUGAUAGUGUAAACAUUUGUUUACCUUGUAUGGAUUCUCAGCUCAAUAAAUAAUUACAUACAUGAUAAAA